CGUAGUGCUCAGAAUCAUAAAGAGGUUCAUCUAUAGUUGCCUAAAAUACCCCUAAUCGACUUCUCUUUCCAUCGCUGCUGCAGCGUGGGGUUUCCCAGCGCCGACUGCAGGGUUACCGCGCCCAUCUCUUUUUCUGAUGGCUGCACUAGAGUGAGUCAAAGUGGGGACAGGACAGGUGUGAGGUUGGGCAAAGGGGAAAGAGCAGGCUGACUUCUUCCGUGGGAAAUAGAUACUUUUAAUUUUGCCAAAUUUUCGGCUGCCAUUGCAGUGUUCUCGGCACAGGCUAGUGGGUGUGAUUUCACCCCCCCACCCCCUCCCCUCCCCGCCUGGUUGUCAAGCUCCCCAGCCGUAGCCCGCGUUCGGGAAGGGCUGCUCCUCGGAAAACAGCGCUAGCUGGCUUAGCUAGUUAGUGAGCUAGCGUUGUGGUCGUUGAUGCGUGGAUCGGAGGAAUACACGGUCUUGAUUACCAGUCAAUGCCAAAACGCAAAAACAAGCGCAAAUUAAGUCAGAUCAUUAAGUGCCCUGGUAGCUGAGUGAGGUAACUGAAAAAAAUAAAAUGAGCGAAUUGGACCAGUUACGCCAAGAGGCAGAGCAGCUCAAGAAUCAGAUCAGAGAUGCCAGAAAAGCAUGUGCAGAUGCCACGCUAUCACAGAUUACAGCUAACAUUGACCCCGUUGGCCGGAUCCAGAUGCGAACAAGACGGACGCUGCGGGGACAUUUGGCUAAAAUCUAUGCCAUGCACUGGGGAUCGGAUUCCAGGCUUCUUGUCAGUGCUUCUCAAGAUGGCAAACUCAUUAUUUGGGACAGCUAUACCACAAACAAGGUUCACGCUAUUCCUCUUCGAUCUUCCUGGGUCAUGACGUGUGCAUAUGCACCAUCAGGAAACUAUGUGGCCUGUGGUGGCUUAGACAACAUCUGCUCCAUUUACAACCUGAAAACGCGUGAGGGGAAUGUACGUGUGAGCCGCGAGCUUGCUGGACAUACAGGAUAUUUGUCCUGCUGUCGCUUUCUUGAUGACAACCAGAUUGUUACAAGUUCUGGAGACACCACUUGUGCGCUUUGGGACAUUGAAACAGGCCAGCAGACGACCACAUUUGCUGGACACACAGGUGACGUCAUGAGCCUGUCCCUGGCUCCUGACACACGGUUAUUCGUCUCUGGUGCUUGUGAUGCCUCUGCAAAGCUCUGGGACAUUCGAGAGGGCAUGUGCAGACAGACGUUUACUGGUCACGAAUCUGACAUUAAUGCCAUCUGUUUCUUCCCCAAUGGCAAUGCCUUUGCCACGGGCUCAGAUGAUGCCACGUGCAGGCUGUUUGACAUCCGUGCCGAUCAGGAGUUAAUGAUCUACUCUCAUGACAACAUCAUAUGUGGCAUCACCUCUGUUGCUUUCUCGAAGAGCGGCCGCCUUCUCCUGGCAGGAUACGACGACUUCAACUGUAACGUGUGGGACACACUAAAAGCUGACCGUGCCGAUGUUCUUUUAACUCCAAAGUUGACUGGAAGACCAUUACAACUUGAGAAUGUUCACAGCAUCUUCAACACUGUUUAAACUGACUUGGACACCACAAAAACGAAGGGAAACCAAUGCCUUUCCUACACAAAGAAGAGCACAAUUGUUUAUCACCUAGUUCAGAAAGGAUCUCCUGUGGUAUCAAAUCAGAAACUUGUGCAUUCCUCCUUGGACCAUUUUUAUGUUACCUUGAAAGAGAAAACAACACUAUCAUCCCACGCAACUGUGUGUGUCAUGAAAGCAAAUGUUGGAGUCUAAUUGUACAAAUUAUUUAACUUUUUUUUCUUUCUUUUUUUUUUUUUAAAGAUUUCUAUUCAGAUGGUUUGUUCUUGAUGGCUUUCUUUUUUGUCACAUUUCUUUUGCGGUUUUAGAUAUGUUUAAAUUACAGCUUGUCUUUCUAAUCCAGGUAAAUCAUUUAAGACGGAUGACAAAAACAUGCAGAAGUAAACGCUUGGAUCAUACUACACAAGCAGCUUUCAAAAUGCCCAUAAUAUAUUUAUAUUCUAGCUGUUUUUUUCAUCACAGCUUUUUGCACAUGAUGCUUUGCCUCUCAACUAAUACUAUGUUAACUAACCAAGCACAUGCUAUAAGUUAUGAAUGCUCAUUCCAGUACAAAAGGAGUUACUAUAAGUAAAUUACCCAGUUAACCCCUUAAUUCUUGUCCAUGCCUUUUCUUUUCUUUUUUACUUUUUGUGAGAAGGUUUGGGGUAGUGAGGUUGGUGCUGAAGUAAUUGAGGCAUGGCUGGACUUUACUAUAGAGAAAGGGGGUUGUGCUCUGUAUCCACUUGGAGUGAAACACCUCACCUGGCUAAAUAGACACUUCCUUUGCUUGGGACUGCAGUUGCAACUCUGUGAAUGAAAUGUACAAAUCAAUGUCUGAAAAUAAUGGUCUAAUGUUUUAAGUUAAGACAUUUAAUUUAGUCUGCCAUGAGUUAAUUUAGAUGUGCAUGCUGUAGACUUGCUUUCAAUGGUGCAAAAAUCCUUUUUUAUUGUUUUCUUUUUCUUUUUGUUACCAAAAAGAAAAAUAACCAAUUGAUUGAUCUUAAUCAGCCAAUAUUUUUGCUCAAACUCUGCAUACAUCAUGUACUAAUACAGGUUAUGCUAUGCACCAGAGUGAGCAAGAAUGGCAAAAAACUUAAUAUUGACUGCAUACUUAUUGUAAAUUAUGCUUACCAGUUCUGUUGAUGCCAAUUUUUGUAAUAAUUAUAACAAUCAUCGUGAGGCUUCUACUCUUGACAGGUCCUUUUCUCCUUCAAAUCUUGACUCAAUGGAACAAACAUGUCCCCACAUACUGUCCAUAUUAAAACUUUUGUACAUUUUUUCUCCUUGGUCUUAAAUUGAAAAUCGAAACAUCUGAAUGGCAACAUUUCACUGUAUACAGAAGCACUUUUGUUAAAUUUGUGACUUUUCUUUUUCAUUUUUUCUUUUCUGCAAUGAUGUACAAUAAAUGUGACGUAUUCGUGUGUGGCCACAAGUGAAACUACAAUUCAACUGAGAUGGACUCCCUUUUCUCUUUCCAUUAAUAUUAUUGAGCUCUGCACCCUUAUGUACCUUCUCACUUUUUGUAUUUCAUUUCAGUCUGUUGGUGUUCCACGGUGAGCUGGAUGCAAGAUAGAUACUGUACUAAAUUGUACUGUUAUUGAUUGAAAGUGUAAUAAAAAGCUGUUUGAGAUCU
Menidia menidia (Atlantic silverside) is the source of this 3185-nucleotide messenger RNA. NCBI's taxonomy places the organism in Eukaryota, Metazoa, Chordata, Actinopteri, Atheriniformes, Atherinopsidae. The record is from the annotation of a GenBank genome assembly.